Molecule: messenger RNA, 8823 nt
Organism: Saccoglossus kowalevskii
Lineage: Eukaryota; Metazoa; Hemichordata; Enteropneusta; Harrimaniidae
Product: kalirin-like
Biological process (GO): protein phosphorylation; axon guidance
Cellular component (GO): extrinsic component of membrane; cytoplasm
Molecular function (GO): protein kinase activity; ATP binding; guanyl-nucleotide exchange factor activity
Source: RefSeq, a predicted model, not a curated record
AUGACUGCUAUGUGUGCUGUCAGUAUGAAAAUAAAUUCAGAAUGUUUGUAUGCUAAUACAUUCACAAAUGCGAAUAAAUUAUUAGAAGCUGCUGAACACUUGGCGCAGAGUGGUGAGUGUGAUCCAGAAGAUAUCUAUCAAGUAGCCAGGCUUUUGGAAGACCGGAUACAUGAUUUUGUGGACCGGACAGAAAGAAGGAGGCAGCUCCUUCAUAUGUCAGUGACCUUUCACACUCAUGCCAAAGAGUUGCAAUUGUGGUUUACCGAAUUGAAAGAGAACUUGGAAUCGGACGAGCUGUCAGAGACGGUAGAAGGAAGCGAAGAUUUACUUGACAGAUUCGAACAUCGGCAGCAGAUAACGGUGGAUGCUUGUGUUAAUACAAUAAGCGAGGGACAAAAUUUAAUAGAUGCAUUGAGGCAUGUUGCCAUGGAGACUGGUAACUCUCAUCACAACGCCUAUGGGCACAUAGAUGGAAUUAUCCAUAAUCUGGAGGAAAAUAGACGUGAGCUGGAUAAAUUAUGGGCUUCAAGAAAACUUAAACUUGAACUGUGUUUACAACUUAGACAAUUUGAAAGAGAAGCUUUAGAGCUUUCCACCAGACUUGAGGUAUGGACAACAGAGAUGCAGAACACAGAGCUUGGUCCUGAUAUCACGGCUGCCGAAUAUUUAUUACAGAUGCAUGUUGAGAACGUGUCACAUAUACAAAAUCAAACGUUUGACCUUCUGCAGAGGGGUCAGGAGUUGUACCAAGUACUGGAAACGACUGGUGUGCAAUUAAUGGCCGACAGUCAGUAUGAUGCGCAGACGAGAGUACAAGUGCUCCUAGAAUUUCUACAUGAAAAACAUUUAGACUUAGAAGAUGUAGCUGAAUUGAGACGAGUCAAAUUAGAACAGUGUGCACAUCUUCGACACUUUGAAGCCGAUGCUCAGCAGGUGCUUGGUUGGAUUCGCAAUGGGGAAGCCAUGCUAUCAGCGACAAUCAUUUUACCAACGUCAUUAAAAGAGGCUGAAGAGUUACAGAAAGACCACGAACAAUUUAAAGUUGCAAUUGAGAAAACCCAUUGUAGUGCAACUCAGCUGCAACAGAAGGCUGACACUCUGAUUUUGAGUAAUCACUAUGAUCCUGAGACCAUUCGACUUUGUUCGGACAACAUUGAACAUCGUUGGCAACAGCUAAUUAUGCGAGCUGAGGACCGACACAAACUUGUAACGGCUGCUGUGAAUUUCUACAAAACCUCAGAACAGGUGUGUUCGGUGUUAGAAAGCCUGGAAGUUGAGUACAAACGUGAUGAGGACUGGUGUGGUGGAGGAGAGAAAGGACCAACCAGCGAACAGCACAUAAACCAAAAGAUCACUAAGCACCUUGAGCAGAAGGAAGCCUUUUUGAAGGCCUGUACGUUAGCCAGACGAAACGCUGAAGUCUUUCUGAAAUAUGUGAAUCGAAGCAACUAUAAUCAGCCUGGGACAAUUAUCAACAGGGGUAGUACUGGCCCUGAGAUAACCGUCAAAGGCAUCCUGGAGAAGUUAUUGAAUUUAGAGAAUUCUGUGUUGGAACAUUGGACGCAUAAAAAGAAGAAGCUCGAUCAAUGUCAACAGUAUGUGCUUUUUGAGAAAAGUGCAAAACAGGCAUUAGAUUGGAUCUAUGAUACCGGUGAGUUUUAUCUUUCUACGCAUACCAAUGUUGGUGAGAGUGCCGAAGAGACCGAGUCGUUACUCAAAGAACACAACGAAUUCAAAGGAACUGCUAAGGAAACACGAGAGAAAGUAAAACUACUCAUACAACUAGCGGAUAGUCUUGUUGACAAGGGACACUCACAUGCCAACAGUAUCAAAUCAUGGGUGGACACCGUAGACCAACGUUACAAAGAUUUCUCGCUGCGAAUGGACAAAUACAGAGCCAAUUUAGAGAGUGCUCUGGGCCUAACUACAGAGGAUGAAGAUGGUAAAGAUCUGUCUUUGGACAGUAAAGCACUUGACCCAACAAUUCAGAUCAAACUUCGAGAUGCCGCCAAAGAAUUAAACGAAGAAAAGAGAAAAUCUGCCAGAAAACGAGAGUUUAUAAUGGCUGAGUUGCUGGACACUGAAAGAGCUUACGUCAGAGAUUUGAAAUGCUGCAUCAAGAGUUAUUUAUUUGAAAUGCGUACAUCUCCUGAAGCUCCAGAAGGUCUGAAUGGCAAGGAAGAUAUAGUGUUUGGUAAUAUUGAAGAGAUCUUUGAAUUCCAUGACAGUAUCUUUCUGAGAGAAUUAGAGAAAUAUGAAGUGUUCCCUGAAGACGUGGGUCAUUGCUUUGUAACAUGGGCUGAUAAAUUCAACAUGUACGUGUCAUACUGCAAGAACCACGCUGUCUCCAAUAAGCUGCUGGUAGAACAAGCUGGUACAUUUUUUGAGGAGGUUCAAAAACGGCAUGGUUUAGGACUGUCUAUUCAGGCUUACUUAAUCAAACCAGUGCAAAGAUUGACAAAGUAUCAACUUAUUUUUAAGCAAUUUUUAACUUGUUGUGAGGAAGGAAAAGGUGAAAUCAGCGAUGGUUUGGAUGUUAUGGUAAAUGUGCCCAAAAGAGCUAAUGAUGCAAUGCAUCUUAGUCUGCUAGAUGGUUUUGAUGAAAACCUGGAAGCUCAAGGAGAAGUAAUACUACAAGAUUCCUUCCAAGUAUGGGACCCUAAGCAGAUCAUACGCAAAGGACGAGAUCGCCACAUCUUCCUAUUUGAAAUGCUUGUUGUCUUUAGCAAGCAAGUCAAAGACAGCAACGGGAAAUCCAAAUACAUAUACAAGAGUAAACUUAACACAUCUGAUAUAGGAAUAACCGAACAUAUAGAAGGAGAUUCUUGUAAAUUAGCUUUGUGGACCGGUAGACAACCUACAUCAGAUAAUAGAAUUGUACUUAAGGCAUCCAGCCUAGACGCUAAGCAGGAGUGGGUGAAGAAACUCCGCGAAGUUAUUCAAGAGAGACAAGUUCAUUUACGAGGAGCUUUAAAGGAUACUAUCCGCCAACCGAGAACAACUUUUCUGAAAUCUAACAGACUCACUGCCACUCCAAAACCUGCCAGAGAUACAAGUUCAGAAGAUAUUGACAGUCUGACCGAGAGCGAACACCACCUUGACUUGCGACAACAUCACCAUCAUCUCCAAGUUAGUCCUGUAGACCAACAAGAGACGGCAUCUAUCACCUCGGUUUCUACAUCAAAUACCAAUAACACAGCUGAUAGCGAUAAGAUUGGUAGCCGCUCCAGUGCUGAACUAACAAUUAUAAUAGAAGAUUACGAAGCCAGAUCCUCCCAGGAGUUAUCCGUCAAAAAGGGCCAAACAGUAGAAGUGUUAGAAAGGUCAGACAGUCAAUCCGACUGGUAUCUUGUCAGAUCCUUGUCCGUGGAAAACUGUUCGACUCAGGAAGGCAUAGUCCCCAUUCGUACGCUAGGAGCUAGUAACUGUGUUAGAAUGGAAAACGAAGACGUUCCGGUCACCCCGUGUGCUUCCAGUGACGGCAGUACUUCGGCAAGUACAUAUUCUGUGAAUCAAAAUACAUCACCAAGUAACAAGAGAAGAGGAAGCUUAAGGAAGUGGCUAACCAGUCCCGUCAGAAAACUAAGUGGAGGCAAAAUGGAUAAAAUUGAUAUAGCAAAAAAUAGGAAAGGUUCUAGCGGCAGUACGACGUCCGCUACAUCAGCUAGCGUGACAACAGCAAACAAGGCAAAGUAUAAGCAACUUCUUGGUGCUGCAAAUAAUGAUACUAGUGCUGCAAGAGAUGAACCACCCCUAGCACAACCAGAAGAUUUAGCUGAAGAGGAGAGAGUGUCGAGCAGUCGUGAAGACCUUUCACCUGAGAUCGCGGCCAAGAAGCUCCCAGAGCAGAAUGGCGAAGAAGAGGACGGCUACGAAACAGAAACCCCACUGCCACCACCUAUGGAAAUCCAGAGUUUGCAAUUCACUCAAGUACUAACACAAGAGGAAGCUCAGCGACAGUCCAUUUCUUCCAUCAAAUCAACCGGUUCAUCAUCAGACCUGGCCAGCUCCACCGACCUGGCAACCGAGAUUGAACAAAUAGUCAGGCAAAGAAUGCAACAGGAAGAAGAUCUGGAGGCAAGUCAGGAAGCAGACGAAGUAGAUGCUGAAGCCAAUCUUCUGAACGAAGAGGUGGAUUCUGAGGAAGAAGAAAAGCAGGAAGAGUUGGAAAAACAAGAAACUGAGGCAACUGAAGAGGAUGCUGAGAAUGAGGAGGAAGCGAGGGGGCCAGUCACUGAAGCGGAAGAAAUUGCUCUGGCUGAAAAGAAGAAAAAAGAUGCUGAGCAGAAACGACAAUUUAUUCUUCAAGAGUUGGUUCAGACGGAAAUAGACUACGUAGCAGAUCUUGGAAAAUUAGUCGAGGGUUACAUGAAACUGAUGAAGGAUGAGCCGCUGCCAAGUGGACUUGAAGAUGGCCGAGACAAAAUGGUUUUCGGAAAUAUUCGUCAAAUUUAUGACUGGCAUAAAGAAACAUUUUGCAAAGAGAUAGAAAGCUGUCAAGAGAAUCCUGAAAAACUUCCAGCAAUUUUUCUUAGAUAUGAGAGGAGACUACAGAUGUAUGUUAUAUAUUGUCAAAAUAAAGCCAAAUCAGAGUAUAUAGUUUCAGAAUUUGAGAAUUUCUUUUCUGAAUGUAAAGCAAAAUUAGGACACAAAUUAGCUAUAUCUGAUCUGCUUAUUAAGCCUGUACAAAGGAUUAUGAAAUAUCAACUUUUAAUCAAGGAUUUUUUAAAGCAAAGUAAAAAGAUGGGUAUUGAUUGUAAAGAAUUAGAAAAAGCUUACGAUAUCAUGUGUGUAGUUCCUAAAAGGGCAAAUGAUAUGAUGGCACUCGGAAGGCUUCAAGGUUGGGAUGGUAAAAUCACAGCGCAGGGUAAACUACUCCGUCAAGAUACCCUUCUCGUCUCAGAGGGAAUUUCAAGUUUACAACAUUUCAAGGGAAAAGAAAGGAGAAUGUUCUUUUUCGAGCAGAUGAUCUUGUUCAGUGAGGAACUGGAGAAGAAGAAGGGGUCACUUUAUCACCCUGGUUUUGUGUAUAAAAAUAGUGCCAAGGUGAACACCUUGACCCUUCAAGAUAUCAAAGACGAUCCCGUCAGAUUCUGCCUCAAAGCGCGUACGAAGGAAGGUUCGGAAACAUUUGUGAUCCAGACAGUGUCGCCGGAAAGCAAGCAACAGUGGGUGAAAGAGAUUGGAGGGCUAUUAGAUAAACAGCAAAACUUUCUUAGAGCUCUUCAAUCACCAAUAGAGUACCAGAGGGAAAUGGAAGGAGGUGCAAGUGCUAGGAAUAGUUGGGGAUUAGGACUUGAAAUGUCGGGACACGCAAGGUCUGCAUCACAGCCAGCCACGAACACAGGAUCACUGCGUAAAAACGAGUCAGGAGCUACCAAGAAGCAACAGAAGAAGGGGUCACCAGCACGAGCCGGGAAAUCUGCUCAAUCUCGGGAACAUAGACGCCAUCAAACCAUGCCCGCCGGGAUCACAAUUAGUGAACUUGCCGAUAGCGGCGUCUUGCCAGCAACUUGUAAGAAACUUUCCGAGGGGAGGAAAUCGGUCCCAAGUGAGGAGACACGAAUAACAAAAAGUGACAAACUUAAAGUCGGUGGGGAAGUACGUAAAAACUCUCUGCAGAUGGAAAAAACGUCAAGCUCACCGACCGUUAAAAGGAAAUUCUUUGAUGGACUUAUGCAGUCUUUCAGGAAACCCAAAAGUGAGAGUCCAUGUCCAUCACCGGUGCCGCGGGACUCAUCACCAAAACCUACGGGACGGUGUUCUAUGGAGUCGUCACCUGUUAAAAUAAGAACUCGUGAACAUGAAGAGGUGAAACGUCAUAGUAGUGCGUCUUUUGACAAUAGACUUAGUUACACUUCAACUUCCAGCACAGAGCAAGAGGAGGCCUCAGGUGAGCCGAACGUGACGUAUGUUCCUGUUAUAAUGAACUACUCCGCUGUAAAAGAAGACGAGAUUUCUGUGCAAAAGAGUGAGAUUGUACAAAUACUGGCUGCCAACCAAUACAGCAUGUACUUAGUUCAUAGGCCAGCCAAUCAACUCUCCCCGGCCGCUGAAGGUUGGAUCCCAGGUUAUGUACUCGGGCACGAAAAGGAGAAUGUUCCACUAGAAGGCGGUGUCGGUGACAACAGCACAUUGAAUCGGAGGUCGUGGACGAGUGCUCACAAAAUGCGCAAGAGUAAGAAAGAAGAGCUGAGAUUGGCCAGGAAUUCUGAUAGCGAUGUGGCGAUGAUAAGACGCAGAAUGUCACUUGAGAGGGAUGACCUGUAUGGGUCAAAGGUCACAGUCAAGAUACCAUACUGUGAUGAAGAGUAUAGCAGGCCAAACUUGGGGGUUCUGUUAAGGGCACUGUUCAGUUCACGUCUUGAUCCGAUGGAUUCUUUGGUAAAUAUUGAUAAUAAAAAGGCUGUUAAAGGACCAUGCUGUAAGCCAGGUGCACCUGGUCGACCUAGAGUACAGGAAAAGCCAGGUGGUUGUGUGCUUGUCCAAUGGGAUCCACCGUACCAUACUGGUAAUAGCACUAUCACUGCUUAUACGAUAGAAUACAUGGAACAGACGUUAGGAAAGAAUCCCAGUAAAUGGCAGCUAGCAGUGGUUGCGGCUGUGGAUCUGCAGUUUAUGAUGGAGGAUCUCAAUGCCGGUACUUCGUAUCGAUUUCGAAUCAGUGCACAUAAUGAUAUUGGUAUCAGUCCACCAAGCGAUCCCUCAGAACUGGUCACAAUAUCAGAAGUUGAUGGUUCAGGCGAUCAUCCUAUCCAGUGGCAAACAAAUUUUGAUUCUGUCUUUUCAGAAAUGGCUGAAAUAGGAAGGGGGAGGUUUUCUUUUGUACGUAAAUGUGUCCAGCUGACGACGGGGAGGGAUGUUGCUGCUAAAUUAAUCAGCAAGAAACUCACCACAGUUGACAGGGUAGAGAAUGAAAUAGCUAUUCUAAGAAGUCUGCAGCACCCCCAUAUUUGUGAAUACUAUGAUGCUUUUGAUACAGCCAUGAAUUUGAUAUUGAUACUAGAAUUAAUUCCAAAUGGACGAUUGUUUGACUACAUCGUGAGUAAGCCAUUAUUUACCGAGAGUAUAGCAGUAGGUUAUCUACACCAGAUGAUAAGUGCAAUAGAAUACUUACAUAAUUGUAGAAUAUCACAUCUGGACAUAAAGCCAGAAAAUUUUGCAGUGGAAGCCAACAACGUGACGUGUCGAGUGAAACUGAUAGACUUUGGUGAUGCUAUCAACAUUGGUAGUAAAUUGUUUGUUCAUGGUCUGGUUGGUAGUCCGGAAUUCGCAGCACCAGAAUUAGUGAAUGGCCAUCCUGUGUGUCUUAAUACAGAUAUGUGGGGUGUUGGCGUUCUCACAUAUGUUAUGUUGAGUGGUGUCUCCCCAUUCCUGGAUGAGAGCAUCGAAGAGACAUGUGUGAACAUUGCAAAAAUUGACUAUAGUUUCCCUCAGGAGUAUUUCUCAGACAUCAGCCAAGCAGCCACCAACUUCAUUUCUAAUCUGCUGAAAGAAGACCCCGAGGAGAGAUUAUCGGCAAAAGCCUGUCUCGAAAACGCUUGGAUACAAGCAGCCAAUACAAUGUCUGUGAAUGUGGCGAGCUCGUGCCGACUUGAUACCAGUCGACUUAAUGCAUUUAUUGACAGAAGAAAAACACAGAAUGACAUCCGUCCCAUCAGUCCGAUGAAAUCAUUCUAUUUAAUUGGAAUGCAGUCCAGAGUUUAAACUGAUAACUUGAUAUAUGUGCUACCUAACCCACCAAAAUCUGGUUUGAACAAGUUGUCACAGGUGCUAGCUGAAUUGCAGGUUGAAGGAAGUAGUUUAAACUGGUCUAGACUACUGUCAUCAAAUAUGGGCAAAAGUUACAUGGCCAGAUUUUGUAGAAGUAUUGGACAGUAUUAUUGAAUAUUGAUGUUGUUGUCAUGGAUACCACAAUAUUCCAGUUAUGACAAUUACUUUUGCACUCUGCAGAGUUUACAAGACAAUGAGAAUUUAUUUCUUCGACAGAGAACAAUUGAUAAUUAAGAUGUGAGAUUUUCUGGUGAUAUCAUCCAUCAUUUUUUUUUUCUGAAAUGAACAAUUAUCUCUUAUUUUGCUGCCAAAUCAUUGAUAAACUUUACAUUUGAGGGUAACUUUUCUAGGUUUUCUAAUUCAUUAUUGUGCUCUAAUUGCUUGGCAAUAACUUUAGUGGACAUAACUGCUUUCUCUGUGAGGCACUUUUCACCACAUUGUGUCCACUAAUCAAAUUUGUCUUUAUUGAUGUAUGCGUCUUUUUCAUCAUAGCAUUCUGAUCAUGUCUCCUAACUUUUCAGACAACUAUGAUUUUACUUUCAAUCAAUUUUAGACUGAUAUGAUGAAAUUAGUAAAAUUGAUUUGCCCGAAAAUACAUGGCUAAACAUUUCUUUAGAAUUCUGAAGAAAUCACCAAUUUAUUGUUGGGAUAUUUUGAUUUUGAUAGUUGGCAUAUAGAAACAAAAUUUUGGAUGUUUCUUUUAAAAUGAACUUCUGAAUAAAAUGUAUUUAUAAGAUUGAUCACAGCUUUGUGGUGAUUUAGGAAAAUUCCAGAUUUUUUUUUAAAUAACAUUUACAGUGUAAAAUUACUGAAGAAAAUGAACACCAAGUUAGUGAAUAAUUUAAAUUUUUUUGUAAUUUCAUUUCACUAUUGAAAAAGUCAGCUUGGUCAUCGUAAGUUUUUUUUUGAUCCUGCCAUUAGUUUUUACAUUUUCCCCAAACCUAAUUAAUAAUAGUUUUUCCAAAAACGCAAUAUUUCUGAAGCACUUAAUUUUACCAUUGAGGGCGCUUUUUAAAGUGAACAUUUGUCACCUGUGAGGGCGCUUGUCAA